AUGUCUCUUCAAAUGACUGUUAUCUUCCAACUCGGUGCCAAUAAUAUACACCCCUAUACACCCUCUCCUCCGAGUCUUGGACACAUAAGUGAUAUUGUGAAUGAGAUAUUUCCCUUGUUGAGAAAAAGGAGGCGGCUUGGGCAUGUACGAGACGACAUGCGUGAAUUCGAGACAGCAAAGGAAGUGCAUCUAGUACUAGGAAGUAAGACAAGGGAUUAUCCUUUCAUUUAUUUCUCUCAAGAUCAGCAGUACGGUAGUUUCCCAAAACAAAGCAGAUUCGUCCGGGAUACAUACAGAACUUGGAAAGAAGUAGAAGAGAAUCAAUAUCCUCAAAAUCACCCAAUCCGUAAGGCUUAUAUAUUCCAGAAGAACACAAUUAAUCUUGGUGAACCAAUGUACUUUUUGGUGGAUCGCCCGCUCCUGACCCUUCGUUCAAAGAGUCCGCCUAUGGCACUAUCGGCGGCAUGGGUUUCUGUUUGCGGAUAA
Molecule: messenger RNA, 486 nt
Organism: Lentinula edodes (shiitake mushroom)
Lineage: Eukaryota; Fungi; Basidiomycota; Agaricomycetes; Agaricales; Omphalotaceae
Exons: 3
Coding region: 1-486 (161 amino acids)
Source: RefSeq, a predicted model, not a curated record